UGACGUGGGUGCAUUUUAAUUACACAGAAAUCUGCUUUUGUUAUAAUUAGUCACAACAUUGCUGGAGCAUGCGCAUGCGCUGUUCAAAGAUAGUGUUUACGUUAGUGCGGCAGAAAGUGGCUCGAGCGUAACCUAGGUUACCUAGCUAUCUUAGCUAGCGUUAGCAUAGCGACGAUUAUGCCCCACCACCUGACAUUCCUAGUUAUGGGAUGGCAGGCAUUCUCCUAAAAUAGCUUAACUAACUUUCUUUUAAAGGAUCCCAAGCGUCCGUGGAUUACGUUGCGUGAAGUGGAUAUUUGUUAUAUGACUGCUUCGUCUCGACGAAUAAGAGGAAUAAGAAACGAGAUGUUUGAGAAUUUCCGAGAGAGACUGCAGACAGUGCAGCAGGACUUCACGUCGGGAAUUAAGACCCUGAGUGACAAAUCCAAGGAUGUCAAAGUGAAGAUGAAACAGAGAAGAGAAGAGCAUCUUCCUCAGCACUCAGCUGGAGUGGAACUGCUGAGUCGGUAUGAAGAAACAUGGGUGAUCCUGCAUAAGCGAACAAAAGAAUGUGCCAAGGCUACAGAGGUGGUAGAUGGGGAGGUGGUGAUGCUCUCUGCCCACUGGGAGAGGAGGAGAGGAGCCCUGCUGGAGCUCCAGGAGCAGCUGCAACAGAUCCCUGCCUUCCUGGCUGACCUGGAGACCAUCACUGCUCGAACCGCCCAGCUGGAGGCAGAGUUUGAGGACAUGGAGGGCCAGCUGAUGCGCCUGGAAGACCUGUGCAGCCAAUGUGAGCAGCAGCGCCUCAAGGACUUUCACUUGCUCCAGUUGGAGAACUACAAGAAGAAGAAAAGAAAAGAACUGGAGUCCCUUAAAGCCGAGCUGGACACUGAGCAUGCCCAGAAGGUCCUGGCGAUGGAGCAGGCGCAGCAGUUGAAGCUGAAGGAGAGGCAGAAGUAUUUUGAGGAGGCGUUUCAGCAAGACAUGGAGCAGUACAUCUCCACGGGCUACCUCCAGAUCGCCGACAGGAGAGACCCCAUAGGCAGCAUGUCCUCUAUGGAGGUGAACAUAGACAUGCUGGAACAGAUGGACCUCACAGACGUGUCCGACCACGAGGCCCUGGAUGUCUUCCUCAGUUCUGAUGUUGAGGAGAACAACGCUGGGUCUCCAACCACACGUGCGUUCUCCUUAUUCCCUGGAGUGGAGUCUUCUCCAGCCGAGAUCAGCCUGAAGGUGCCCGGGUGCUCCCAGCCAGGCCGCACCACCUCCUCCAUCUCCUCGUCCUGCGGAGACACGUCUAGUGGUGCGACUGAGGGCCCCGACGAAGAGGAGGACGAAGGCAGCGAGCAGAGCAGCACCACCGGAGGCGUCCCGCUGGUGCAGUCCGAUGACGAAGAUGUACAGGCCGACACAGCCCUCAUGGGCCUCGCCGAAGGCCAGGAGCGGCUUCACCGUUCGGACGACAGCGACACGCAGGCCCCCUAGUGUCUGCUGGGUGGCGUCGCAGGCGAAGUAACUCCGCCCUCCGCGACGAGGCUUGGUCCAGCUGAAGAUCCAGCAGGCUGCUGACCUUCCUUCAGUAGAGGUCAGGAGGAGGGCUGUUCAGGGCCUCUCUGGGAAUGCACACACCAUCUGAACUGGAGGUGACACUUGGAGAUGGAUUGCCUGCCGUCAGCUUAGAGAACAGUACUUCUGGAUUACUACUAGCACUGUGAUUUGGCUUAUAAGUUAUACUGUUCAUUGUAUGACAAGGUUCUAAGUAUUGUAUGGACAACAUGCAAUGUAAAAUUAUAUGUCAUAUAAUAAAGAUUUUCCUAUUAAGUCACAAGUGUUGCUAAAAUACACACAGCCGAAUGUAUAUAUUGUGUGUUUGGUGAACUAUAGCACAUUUUUUCAGAUUUGUGGCAUAAAUGAAAUUCAAGGCUUUUCCAGUGUGGCAAUUCAAAAUGCUCUUAAUUUGACUGAAGUUAAAUCCACUUUGGACUGGCAGAAGAGUUUUGGUCACCUGGCGGAAAUGUUCGCAAAGCCGUGUCUUAUUCAAUGCUGGAAUAAAAGGUCUCAACAUUUA
Electrophorus electricus (electric eel) is the source of this 2047-nucleotide messenger RNA. It is a transcript of the gene dtnbp1a, whose product is annotated as dystrobrevin binding protein 1a. Gene Ontology annotation, biological process: platelet dense granule organization; negative regulation of protein kinase activity; neuron projection development. NCBI's taxonomy places the organism in Eukaryota, Metazoa, Chordata, Actinopteri, Gymnotiformes, Gymnotidae. The record is from RefSeq and is a predicted model, not a curated record. Gene Ontology annotation, cellular component: neuron projection; plasma membrane; synaptic vesicle membrane.